AUGAGGUGUCUUUGGACACUCGGCAAACCCAACUGCCAGAAUAAGCCUGCACUAACAGAGCCAAAAAACAAGGGUCGUCACUCUGCUAUUGCUUCUGUGAGAGAGACUAUUUCUUUGAAAAUAAAAUUUCAGAGCAUAGAUGAUGAUGGUGGUACUGAUUGGGCGCCUGCGGAAUGCAAGAAGCAGAAGAUGAUGAUGAGGUUGAAGAAGAAAAAUGUCAAUGAAGGACGGCUUGGUCAACAAGAUCACUCCGAAGAGGAAAGAAAAGAACCAAGUAGUCUUUCCUCAUCAGCUCAUCAUGACUUGCCUGAAGCAUUCAAGAGAAAAAUUGACAGUUUGGGUGGGAAGGAAGUGGCUUUGGUGAUAGAGAAGGAACUGACCAAAACUGAUCUAGAAACGAGUGGUAACAGGAUGUCAAUGCCUCUGAACCAAAUCACAUCUGGUCGACUGAUUUCUUGGAAGACGAUGAGAGAGGUAGGCUUUAGAAAGAGGAGACAAUGA
Prunus armeniaca (apricot) is the source of this 501-nucleotide messenger RNA. NCBI's taxonomy places the organism in Eukaryota, Viridiplantae, Streptophyta, Magnoliopsida, Rosales, Rosaceae. The record is from the annotation of a GenBank genome assembly.